Molecule: messenger RNA, 1060 nt
Organism: Cucumis melo (muskmelon)
Lineage: Eukaryota; Viridiplantae; Streptophyta; Magnoliopsida; Cucurbitales; Cucurbitaceae
Product: protein FANTASTIC FOUR 1
Exons: 1
Coding region: 53-940 (295 amino acids)
Source: RefSeq, a predicted model, not a curated record
UCUCAAAUUUAUCCAUUUAUUUCUCCAAAUUACAAACAAAAAUUUACAAGGAAUGACAAUGAUGAUGAGUUUUUACAAGAAGAGUCUCCACUCAUUCUUAUCCUUCACCGACAACCUUUCUUCCAAAUCUUCACCACCUUUCAAUAAUUCUAAUCCCCACCUUGAAUUACACCAUGCCUCCUCAGGCUUAGGAUUGAUUAACUCCGAUCAUAAUAAUGCCAUGCAAUCCAAUAAAUCUCCAAAUAUUCUUGAAUCUUCCUCCCUCAUCAAACCCCCUCUUUCCUCGUCCAGAAAAGACCCCGGUGGGGUCGGUUUCAUGGACGACGUUGGCGGUGGCGUCGACGGGUUGAUGUCGUGCACUGAGAGCCUUGGAUUUGAGAGCUCCGAUGAGAGAUUGGUGAAUGAUGAAUUGACGACGAUGGAGGAUAAUUGCGGCGGGUGGUGUAUGUCGAGGGUGCGGCGUAGGAAGGUGGUGACGGAAGAGAGGAAGUUUCCACCACCGUUGACGUCGUUGAAUCAACAUGGACAUCCGAAUUUUUAUCUCCGGUCAGUAAGGAAAGAUGGGAGAUUGGAGCUGACGGAGGUUAGGAUCGAACGGACUGAGAUUCUUCGAGCGUGUCGUGGAGAUGGACGGUUGAGAUUGCAUCUUAUCAAAGAUGAAGAACAAGGAGAAAAAGAUGGCCGCGACGGGGACAACGAAGGUGGGAUGGAAGAGGAGAAGGAGGAGAAGAAGGAGGAGGAGGAAAAGGAAGAAGAAGAAGAAGAAAAAGAAAAAGAAGAAGAAGAAGUAGAGGGCUUAGUGAAGGAAGGAAAAAUGGAAUUUAGGCGAUAUGUUGAGAUGAUAAACCAGCAGCGUCGCCAUGAGCACCACCGUAGCCACCACCAACACCACCACCAGCAUUUGGAUGUGUGGAGACAGCACUGCGUUACAACAAGUUAAGAAUUUUUUUUCAAAAAAAAAAUAUAUAUAUUUUUAUUAAUUAUGUCGGUAGAAUUAAUUAAUUCAUGAAAGCGGUGGGUGUGCAUAAAAAAUGAGAAAUUAUCAUUAUUAUCAUUAUUA